GCUGCAGCUAACUCGGGUCGGGAAAAUGCGACAGCGACUGCCCACUCGAGGUCGUCAUGGCGACAGCCAGUGAACGUGUUCCUCUCCUCGGGCAGGCCCCCGAGUGUAGAGGAGCUGCUUCGCGAGGCGCAGUUCAAUCUCCAGAGCCUGUUGCAAGAGGAAUAUGAGGAACAGUACUCGGAGGCCAGACUGCUGGGGCAGACCUUCCGCUCUGCCGAUGAGGCCCCUGAGCCCACCCCCAGCCCAAGGCCCCAGUCGGCCAGGCGUCUGGAGUUUGUACUGAUGCCUAGAAAACAGCAGCUGAGCGAGGAUGAGACCACCACGCAGGGCGUGAGGGCCCCCGAGGCCUCCCUGAGCCUGUCUACCACAGCCGACAAGCAAGCUGCCUGGGAUAGCCCCUCCCCUCUGCCCACCCUAGACGAGAAGCGGUGGCUUCAGCCUUGUUCCACGCACUCUGACAUUGUGCCCAUCAACAUCUCUGGGCAGCAGUUUGAUAAGCACGCAAGUUUGCGACACUCACUGUUUAAUACAGAGACAGCCGUGAACCCCAAGUCCACCCUGAGGCGGAGGAGGACCAUUAUUGGAUUCUCUAACUUUUCCCAGCGAGACCAAGGUCACAGCGACAGCCCCACCGACAGGGUGGCCCGCUCUGCCAGCUCAGACAUCAGGCCCAGUCAUUCCGUCCCAGAAGGUGUUUAUGGAAGAGUAGCGGUCGGUCAGGAAGCUCGGCUCCCAAAUCUCACCUCACCAGUCCUGAGAGGCCCUUCUAGUGAUCCCGGCAAACCUGUGCAGGUGUGUCCUGGCCCCCAGCCUCCUGGCAUGGAGAGCAUGGGAAUGGUGUAUAGCGUCCCCGGUUCUUGCAACGGACCGACCGAAUCAACUUUCUCUGCUUCCUGGAAGGGAGACGCUUUUACCUACAUGACUCCAAGUGCCACCAGUCAGAGUGACCAAGUCAAUGAAAAUGGAAAAAAUCCUUCCUCUGGGAAUUCGUGGGUCUCUGCGCACACACUGCCACCACUGGUUCCUAAGGAAGCCACUACCCUCUUUGUCACUCGUGAUAACCCAGCAGGAUGCAGUGGGCCAGCUGGCUACUCUGAGCACCCUACGCAACGAAGGCGAGCAUCAGAGCGACCCUUCAAGACUGGCUUUCUGACUGCUGCUGCCUCCAGGCUGGAGACGGGCCCCGGCGGGACCGGCAGGUUCCGAGAGCGGUCACUGUCUGUGCCCACAGACGCAGGCACCACAGAUGUGGACUACGGCGAGGAGCAGAAGGCCAGCGAAGCCUGCGCCCUGCCUUAUGCCAGCGCAAGUUCUGAGGGCAGUAACAGUGCUCACGACAGUGCGUCCCUUAGUGCCCAGUGGGAGGCGCAGCACAGAAGGCAGAGAUCCAGGAGCAUCUCGCUCAGGAAGGCCAAAAAGAAGCCUUCCCCGCCAACGCGCAGUGUCUCGCUGCUCAAAGAUGAACCGGGCGUCCUCCCAGAAGGUGGGUCACCACUACCCAAGGACCAGAGGCCCCGGAGCCUCUGCCUGUCUUUGGAACACCAAGGACAUCGCUCACCCCAGGGUCACCCAGCUGUGCCAACCUUCAAAGAUCCAGAAGGUACACAAUUCUCUCACCACUGGUAUCUUACUGACUGGAAGUCUGGUGACACCUACCAAUCCUUGUCCAGCUCUAGCACUGCCACUGGCACCACAGUCAUUGAGUGUGCCCAAGUUCAGGGCAGCUCAGAGUCUCUUGCCUCCCCUUCCACCUCCAGAGCCACCACGCCUUCCCAGCUGUCCAUCGAGGUAGAGGCCAGGGAGGUGCCCUCCCCGGGGCGGCUCACCGGGCUGAUGUCACCCUCCAGUGGCUACUCCAGCCAGUCGGAGACACCAACACCCACUGUCUCCAUGUCCUUAACCUUGGGCCACUUGCCCCCUCCAAGUGGCAGUGUCCGGGUACGUCCAGUGGUACCCGAGAGGAAGUCCUCAUUACCUCCAACAUCACCAAUGGAGAAAAUUUCCAAGUCACGACUAUCAUUUGACCUACCACUGACCUCUUCGACCCACCUGGAUCUGUCUGGGAUGAGUAUCUCCAUCCGAAGCAAAACCAAGGUGAGCCGGCAUCACUCAGAUACAAAUUUUGGGGCCAAGCUGGCUCAGAAAACAAGCCCCAAUCAGCCAGUCAUGCCCAUGGUUACUCAGUCUGACCUACGUUCUGUUCGCCUGCGGUCAGUCAGUAAGUCUGAGCCAGAGGAUGAUGUGGAAAGCCCUGACUAUGCCGAGGAACUGGGAGCAGAGGGCUUCGCCUUGCCGGAAAGAAGGAUGAAACCUCCCGUGGCUGAGAAACCCUUGCUGGCCCGGAAGCCUCCAGGCAUGGUCCACAAGCCACCAUCUGUCCCCGAGGAGGACCCACUAACUGCACCUACAUUGGCUAUGACCCCUAAGAGCUCGAGUCAGCACGUGAGGCCACUCCCUGCGGACAUGUGCAUGGCAGCGUGGAAGCCGAAGUCCUCCAGCUUCCCAGAGGCCCGGAGUCCAGGCGAGUCGACGGCGCCCCCAUCUCUAGUUCUGCCCCCUUUUGCCAGUUCUUCCGGUGCUCUCUUCUCGGGAACGCAGCAGGGACGUCUGCAGGGAGGUCUGGAGGACGAGGGCCCCAGGGCGAGAGCCCUGCCUGAAAGAAUGAGCCUGCAGAGCCAGGACGAAGCCAGGAAGAAGAAGGGCAAGAUUCCACCUCCUGUCCCCAAAAAGCCCAGCCUGCUGCACCUGCCUCUCACCUCAGCCGCCGCUCCCAUGGAGGCCUACGUGGCCGAACCGAGGCUGCCUCUCGGCCCCAUCGUCACCCUGGAGGAAGAUGCCAAGGGUCCGCGCACUGGCGGGCAGGUGCCAUCACCUGGUACGAGGAUGACUUCGACACCACAGGCUGACAGUGAAAGAGAGGCCAGCCCUACAGGGCGUUCUGUGGAACCAGGCGCCGAAGAAAAAAGUGUGAUCAGCGAUAAAACAGCCGAAUGGAUUGCGGAAGAAGACGAUGAUGUGUUUGUGGCUGCACGUACAACUGAAGAUUUAUUUACCGUGAUACACAGGUCCAAGAGAAAGCUGCUCGGCUGGAAGGAGCCCAGCGAAGCCUUUGCCGGAGGCAGCAGACCGAGCUCCCUGUCACCAAUAAGGAACACAGCUGAUUCACCAGUCAGUGAGUCGGCUGCCUCCGCAGGGUCAAGCGGCAAUGCCAGCCUAGAUGCUGGCAGAAACGAUGACUUCAAGGCCUUGUUACAGAAGAAAGGAAGUAAGGCAACUCCGAGGCCCCGCCCCUCAGCGGCCGAACUGCUAAAGACCACUAACCCACUGGCUCGGAGAAUCAUCGCACAGUUUUCAAAAGACUAUGACACCACCGAUAGCGCCAGUACCUAAGCCCUGGGUUGAGCAAGCACGGUCUAGUUACUAAGCUUGAGUAGAGAAGGGGGAAGGGAAAGGGUUUGAAAAAGAAACCAUGGAAAUAACAAAGGAACCUCCAUUUCUUGUCCAUUAACUCGCACUCCGGACAGCAGGAGAGAGACCACUUUAUCUAGAACUGAAAUCAUCGGGCACUUUAAUCAUCCUCAGACGUUUUACGUUUUCAUACCUAAAAUCUUGCCAUUACCGACUCUGAUUUUCUCCUCAUUUCCCCCGGUGGUGUGUGCCAAGAAGAAAUUCUCAGAUGCAAGGGCACAGGUGCCAUCUUUUCAAUCAAUGACCCUGCUGCUCCAUCCCUGGCUCCUGUCACCGAGGGGCACAGUGGGAGAGCAGAUCGGGGGCUGCCAAAGCCGGGGGCAUAGGGAGCCAUUGCUGAUGAUUCACUUUCCUGGCGAGGCCUUGAUGCCCUGUGUGGAGAAACAGAAAGAGUCUGAUGCCUCUUCAACCACGGUGUAAGUCUCCCCGCAAGAGGUUUGCAGGUGUGCACUUAUUUCGGCAUGGGGUUGAUUGGAUGGCUUUUGUCGUGCAAACUGUGAAUGUGACUCUGUCCUGAAUUUCAUGCCUUUCUCAAUUUGAUUGUCUACACGGAGAUCAGGGUGAUGAGUUUCAAUAACAUGCAGACCCUUCCCCCCACCUCUUAGCUAGAAAGGGUCAGGACUGGGUUGCUUUGGAUGAACCAUGCUCGGCCAACAAACGAGGUGGCCAUUGUUGGCUCCAAUCUGUCUGAGGUGACUCGCACGAGCGCCUUGAGAUCCUUCAAGUGUCUGUCAACAAUAAUAGCUAGGAUCUAUGCCCAGCUUAUGCUGCAUUCUAAGAACUGUCACUUCAUUUGCAUAGAGUAUUCAUUACAGGAGGUACUUAGCUGAAGGAACCUGCAUCAUCAAAGGCUCAAGGAGGAGAGAAAGUAACUGUAACUUGCCCACCACCGUUCAGUUCAGAUUGUGGUUUGUGGUUGCUUUUGUUUUGUUUAAAGCAAGUUUUACUUUGGUCCAAAACAGAACAUAUAGACUAAAAGGAUACACAUGGAGUCUAAAAGGCAGCCUCGCACAUUGCUAUGGCCCAUAACAUAAAAAAAGGGCUACUUUUUGCCAUUUAGGGUCUGCUGUUUGACGGACUUUCGGUUAACCAUGUCGCGGGAAAGUGUAAGGAUGCCGACGGAGCCCCCAGCAGUCAUGGCGACCUCUCCUCUCCCAACCCCAAGUUUAUAGUCUCUAUUCUCGUCAGUUCAAUUGUCUAAGCAAAGCAAGAGCAGUGAUCCAUUUGAUUUUCAUGUGUCUGGUUUCCGGGAGGUGGGCGGAAAACGGACAAAGCAUUGCACAAAGAAAACUGGCCAACCAAUUACGGAAGGUUAAUUGUCCACCAUUCCCAAGAGGACAAAGGAAGUCAAAUGAAAAGGUGCUUCACAAAGACACCUUCCUCCUUUACCCCACCCCACCCAUCGGAUUCACUGGUCACCCUCCCAGAGGAUGCAGAACCCCCCACCCUCCAGAGACAAGCAGAUCUUGAUUUUGAUAGGUCACAUUGCUCACCAAUGAGAAACAAGUUCUUAGCUCAACUGCCCACACUCCAGUAGACGGAACAGCCGAAAGACCACACUGAGUGCCAAGAAGACGGGCCUCGGCCCUCGCUUGGUACAGCUCUGAUUUCCAGACUUCUGAGUACAGGGCAGGCCCACCAAUUCCCUUGCAACCGGCACUUCCCCCUGAUUUAGAGAGAAGCCACUUAAAAUACUAAAUAAUAAAAGCCCAGUUGCUUUGGAAAACAUUCAAACUGUUUGCUUUGAAGGUCCUGAGCAAAUUGCAGGGCCAUUGCAUGAAAUAAAAUAGAUUCAUUCCAGGCCUUCAUUUAUAUACGAAUGCCCACUUGUCUGCCCCAGACUCAGAAUUCUAACACAUGGAGAGAUUUUGCCCUGUAGGGACGCGGAGUGUUUGUGCUUUUGCCUAACGAUGGUGAAGGGUGGCCAGGGCUUUCUCCUUGGGAACCAUUAUGAAUAUUUGAACUCUAAAGCCAAUUAUGAGACUUGCAUAGUAUAGGACUUGUUACUUCUGGAAGCUUCUUGUUUGCUACUUCUAGUGGGUUUUGCCUCUCCCUUCACCUUGCUACCUCUGGUGGUCCUUCCAAAAGAUUCUGAGUUGAAUGCUCAGACAGACACCUUGACGUUUUCAAUUACCUUGAGUCUUGCUUUCCUACUCUGUAUGCCUGGAAUUUUUAGAGCGCCUUCUACAUCGUCAGUAUGGCCCUCGAAUACGCAGAGGUGUUCCCGUUAGCACAAGAGGAUUUGGGGCAGAGAUCGUAUGGUCAGAGGUAACACUGAGGACUAGAAAGAUCCAGUUAAUAUUUUGUACCAGGUGGACCUAGCGGCAGACGAAAAACCAACUCUACAAUUUCUAGCAAUCAUCGCUGAACAUAACACUGAGCAUCUUUCGUACUCCUAAGUUGCAACCUCCAUCCUCCCCUUGAUUAUCAUAACACCAACUCUCUCUCCCACCCAGGCACAUACCACAGCGUUUGCUGGCUUCUGCACCUACUCUGCCGAGACUGGAGAAGAGAGGCUGAAGGCCCCUCCAGGAAGGCUUUCAGAGAACCCACUACUGCCACUAUUA
Pteropus alecto (black flying fox) is the source of this 6035-nucleotide messenger RNA. RefSeq names its product NHS like 2 (gene NHSL2). The record is from RefSeq and is a predicted model, not a curated record. Gene Ontology annotation, biological process: cell differentiation. The transcript has 7 exons. The annotation marks the transcript as partial. Lineage: Eukaryota; Metazoa; Chordata; Mammalia; Chiroptera; Pteropodidae.